Dalotia coriaria is the source of this 732-nucleotide messenger RNA. RefSeq names its product putative inhibitor of apoptosis. Bases 136 to 732 code for a protein of 198 amino acids. Gene Ontology annotation, cellular component: cytoplasm; nucleus. The transcript has 2 exons. The record is from RefSeq and is a predicted model, not a curated record. NCBI's taxonomy places the organism in Eukaryota, Metazoa, Arthropoda, Insecta, Coleoptera, Staphylinidae. Gene Ontology annotation, biological process: regulation of cell cycle.
AUAACUUUUUCAAACCAAUUAUGUUCAGUACUGAUCGACAGCCUGCUACCGUAAACAACGCCGAUUAGAGACGCACUGGAAGCUAUAUGAAUUAAAAACUCAUGAGUAGUUUUUUACGGAAAUUGUGCAAAAAAAAUGGCUGCAAUGCGAGAAAAAUCCAAUUCCAGCACCGAACAUGUGGAACAUCUCUCAGAAUGCAUAGUCCGACGCGGUUUGACAGCAUAUCCGUCGUACACUCAGAUUCAACAACGUAUAAUUUCAUACAAGAAUUGGCCAAUUGCUUUAAAGCAACGCCCUUAUGAGUUAGCUAACGCUGGAUUUUUUUAUUCUGGAAUUGGAGAUCAAACGAUCUGUUUUUCUUGUGGUGGUGGAAUAAAAGCUUGGGAAGAAAAUGACGAUCCAUGGAGUGAGCAUGCAUGCUGGUUUCCAACCUGCUCAUUUGUUCGAUUACAUAAGAGUUCGGAAUUUAUUCAAAUGCAAAAAAAUAGAACAAGUAAUUCUAUUACAAAUUUAACUCAGUCACUACAAUCGCUAACUACAAACGAUGAAGCAGAUAAACAAUUUUCAAUCAGCGUUACCAACAACUGCAAAAUUUGUUUAAACAGCGAAAUUGCUUUAGCAUUUUUACCGUGUGGUCACGCAUUUUCAUGUGUUGACUGCGCACACUCUUUUAUCAAAUGUGCGGUAUGCAGACAGGAAAUUGAAGCAAGUGUUAAAAUUUUUAUUUCGUAA